Anopheles coluzzii is the source of this 994-nucleotide messenger RNA. RefSeq lists its product as uncharacterized. NCBI's taxonomy places the organism in Eukaryota, Metazoa, Arthropoda, Insecta, Diptera, Culicidae. The coding region runs from base 393 to 722 and encodes 109 amino acids. The record is from RefSeq and is a predicted model, not a curated record. The transcript is spliced from 2 exons.
CUUGGGCAGUACCAUUUAAAACUGAAAUAUCAGUUAAACAAAUAUUUUAACCGAAACUCGGCAACACAACAUGCCGAUUACGUACGUUAACACUGCUGUCACCGAGGUCAUCCGUCAAAAUAACCGAAAUUUCGGCUAUGCUAUUUGAGUUAGCCGAGGCUCGGUUUUCUAUAUGUCAUUCAUCAUUUUGUCGAUGCAGAAACCUUUCGGAGUGAUUUUGUGUUAUAAAAUUAAUAGUGUGAAAAAUAAAUGAAUAUAUGACACCCAGCGUGAAGAAACCGAUCAUCAGUAGCGUACGAUCGGACACGGGUGGGCUACGAAGCUCUGUCAACGCACGUAGCCAGUGCACAUAAGAUCGUCGCUCGAAGCAGUCCUUGUCCAAGGAUUACCGGAUGCUAGUCCGAUUGGACCAACCUUUGCCGGCCCGUUCGGACUUCCAGGUUUCAUUUCCAGUUACCUUCACGAGAACCGUGUCUGUACCGGUGUCCGCUCUAUGCCCGGCCUAUCUUCCUGCACCCUUACUACAUCCAAACGCUGUACACCAUCUGGUGUUGUACCGGCGCCCGUCCCUGCGCUUCCCAUCCCACCACAACUCUCACAAUUGGGGGGGAGGUGACUUCCUGCCGUCCAACUACAGAUACGAUGGUGGCAUCAUGCUGCAGAAAAUGUACAUCGGCAAUCAGCAUGGGCUCUGGCUGUUAUGGCUGUGGCUCAAUAAAUAAUUGUGUUUGUUUUUAUAACUCAAACUAACUUUUUACGCAAAUAAAACCACUAAAAUUAAAAAAAAGAUUGUUUUUAUAAUUAGCUGAAAUCUCGGAUUGCUCUAACCGAAAAUCUCGGUUAAACGUAAACGUCAAAACAAAAUGUCAAUUGCAUUUUUAACCGAGAUUUCGGCAACAGAAAUUUAACCGAGAUCUUUGCCGAGAUCUCAGUUGUGUAGAUCUCGGCAAAAAUUAACCGAGAUUCGGCAAAAUUUUUUAAGUGUGUACGUAUG